Molecule: messenger RNA, 7716 nt
Organism: Adineta steineri
Lineage: Eukaryota; Metazoa; Rotifera; Eurotatoria; Adinetida; Adinetidae
Source: the annotation of a GenBank genome assembly
AUGAGCGGAUUAGUUCACUGCGAAUUUAAACAUAUACCAUCGAAGAGAGCUGCUGAACAACUUGCUUCCAAUAUCGAAACUUUUGUUCGUCCAAACACAUUUGAUAAGAGAGGUAUAAGAAAUUGUGGAGAAAAUGGAAAUGAUAAAAUUAAUUUUACAUUGACACGUGAGGAGGCUAAUAAAGUUCGUGAUCAACUGGCAAAUGUAUUGCCAAAUGAAAGCUCACCUAUUUGGUUUAAUAUUUUCUCGAAUCCUCUUGAUUUACUUAUGCGACGUUCAUUAGCAGCAACUUCGGCUAAUAUUUACCAGCAAGGAACAACAUUUUCUGCAUCAUGUUUAUUUGGUUCACUUCGAUCAUAUAGUCAAUUUUAUUCACAUAAUUCAUUCGAUAAUAAAAUUGUUAAACUUUCGUUUAUACCAUCAAGAUCAAUACCAGAUACUUUAUAUAUUGAAUUUGAAGAUAUACGUAUUGUUAUUCCAUUUGUUUCAAUUCAAAGAAAGAAUAUUUUAGUUAAUAAAGACAAUGCAGAAAAUGGAAUUUAUGUUUUACUUCCACUUAAAUAUGCGCCGAAUGUUCAUCGAAUGGAACCAAUCAAAGGUGGAGAUAAAAGUGGUAAAAAUCUAAAUACUAAAUCAGUUCGAAUAUGUGCUGAUCAACAAAAUGUUGAAUUUGUUACAGAUAUUGCACAAUGUUCAGAUUUGGUCUUAUAUUUUAUACCACCAAAAGAAAGUGCUUGGAAGUUUCUUUCUUAUUUUUUAAUCGAUCAAUCUGAACGAUAUCAUAUUAAUUUUUCUACUUUCAAAAUAUCGAACUGGUCAACAGAGAAAAAUAAAAAUCAAAUACCCGAUCCAUUUAAUUAUAGAAAUGCAUCAUUUCAAGAUCGGUAUGCUCUACAGAUGCUUAUGUCACUUGGUUUUCUAUUUCAAGAUAAAUGGGCACAAUUAACUGAUCAAGAAUUAAAUUGGAAUAAAUGGAAUAUCGAUGAACGUUAUACUUUAUGUUGUUAUGUAGUUGAACAAUUAUGUAACGAUCAUGGAUAUGAUUUAAGACGAACUGAAAAAGAUUAUAAUGAAACAAAAAAAAGAACAGAUAGCAAUAUGGACGAACAGGCAAUAUUAGUUGGAAACAAACAACGACUUAAAGUUGCCUCUUGUACAUUAACACCAUUAAAUAUUAUCUUUCAGCCACUUGAAGUUACAACAGGAAGUCGAGCUUUAAGAAAUCCUCAAUUUGGUGGUCCAGAACGAUUUCUUCUUGUGCAUUUCCGUGACGAAGAUAAUCGACAAUUACGCGUGUCCAGUUCAAAUAUCAAGCAUAGAUUAAAAAAUGCAAUGCUCAAUGGAAUCGAAUUAUUGAAUAGAACUUUUAAAUAUAUGGGUGCAAGCACAGGUCAAAUGAAAGAAAUGGGCUUUUGGUUUAUUGAUUUACCUCCGAAUUUAAAAAAUAUGAAAGACGCACAUGAUUUACUAGGAAAUUUUGAGAAAAUCAAAAAUAUCUCUACAUAUAUUGCUCGUGUUGGUCAAUACUUUUCCACCACAUGGCCUAUAGGAAUUACGUUGGUUAAAGUAGCAAACAAAAGUAAUAUACGUUCAAAUGAUACAGUAUAUUAUGUUUAUGAAGACACCGAUAUCAAGAGAAACGAUGCCAAAGGAAUUGAAUAUUGUUUUACGGAUGGUAUUGGUAAAAUAUCAUGGGGUUUAGCUGGACGUGUAGCUCAACAAAUGCAUAUUCCUUUAUACAGCAAAGAAGAUAUUCCAUCAGCAUAUCAAAUACGCGUCGCUGGUUGUAAAGGUAUCGUGGCUAUUGAUCCAAAUUCAACACUGAAUGACUAUUAUAUUUCUGUACGUGAUUCAAUGAUGAAAUUUCCAAGUGAUGAUUGGAAUUUGGAAAUAUGUGAAUUUGCUCGACCUAUGACAUUAACAUUGAACAAUCAAGUAAUUCGUCUUCUAAGUGAUUUGGGAAAUUCUGAUGAUGUAUUUAUUGCUUUUCAAAAUCGGGGAUUUACUCAAUGGGAAGUUCCUGAAGAUCAACAACCGAGUGCAAUCGAUAUUGCAGUACAGAAAAAUGCUUCUUAUUCAUUAUCAAAAGAUAAUUUAAUUACAAAUCGUAUACCUAUUCCGCCAGAAGAUGGUCGAAAUUUAUUUGGUGUAGCAGACGAAACUGGCGAACUGAAAUAUGGUGAAUGCUUUAUACAGUGCUCAUUAUUAAAUGCAACAAACAAUGGUCAACGAAAAUUUCGCGUGAUUACUGGCCCGAUUCUCGUUACAAAAAAUCCAUGUCUAUGGCCCGGUGAUUUUCGUCAAUUGCAAGCUGUUCGUAAUCAUAAACUAGAAGAAUGUAUGCGCGAUGUCAUUGUAUUUCCAAUCAAUGGCCAUCGUCCACAUUCAAAUGAAAUAGCUGGCUCUGAUUUAGAUGGUGAUAAAUAUUGGGUUUAUUGGGGUGAUCGUUUAAGAAUAGAACGAAAUGUUGAACCUUUAUCAUAUGAAGCAGCAAAAAAAACAGAAGUAUCAUUAAUUAAUCAACAAAUCAUUGUUAAUCAUAUUGUUGAAUCAUUCGAAGCUGGAGUCAUUCUAGGCAUGAUCGCAAAUACUCAUACUGUUGUUGCAGAUCAACAUGAAAAACAUUCGUUCUCUGAACCUUGUAAAAAAUUAGCUGAAUUAUUUGCACUUGCAGUUGAUUCACCUAAAACUGGAAAAUUUGUUGAUAUAGCAGAAAUUCGACCAUUUCAAGCGAAAUAUUGUGAACGUUGGCCAAAAUUUAUGAGAAAAUUUGGUAAACCAACGUAUGACUCAGAUAGUAUCUUGGAAAAACUUUUUUUAAAAGCCGAACGUAAAUAUUAUGAAUGGCAUGAAAAGCCAGUGAUUAAUGCAUUUCCACAAAAAAUAAGACCUAUUAAAGAUUCAACAACAAUGGAAAUUCAAGAUCAUAAAUUUAAAAUAUGGCUUGAUGGAGAGAGUUCGACAGCAGCACCUAGAAUUGAUCCAAAAGUAAUGCCAUCAAAUCGAGAAUCCAAAAAUUGGAGAGUACAAGUUACGUAUCUUCCUGCGUCCAUUACGAUAGAGCAAUUAGCAGAACUAGUUAAGGUUCCUCCCUUACGUAUUUGUAUUCCAAAACACCAAAAAUUCAACACUUAUUUUGCCUGGAUUAACGAUUUUCAUGAUGAGCAACAUGCCAAUAAUUUCGUCCUUCGAAGCUCAGGUUUAACCAUUUCGAAUUUACGUAUAAAAUGUGUUGCCAAGGGGCCUGAAGGAAAUAAUGCGAUUGAUGAAAGUUCAAGACAUUUACCAAAAAAUCCGAUGGAUACUAUUCCUAAACAAACAAUGCGCACUGAAUCCCCUCAGUACCAGAAUCCAAUCUUGGAGAGAAUGCCCCAGCAACCACAACAUAGGAACGCACCGGAACGAGAACAGUUAAAUACUCCCAAUCCCGAGUACGAACGUGAACUCUGUCCUGAUGCAAAUAAAGGAACAUGUCAUUAUAAGACUGGUGAAUGUAAAUAUCGUCAUACAAGAUGUCAAAAUUAUGAUUCAUGUUUACAGUCCGAUUGUCGCCUAGCGCAUGCACAGCGUUCACAUGGUGCAAAUCUAUCGAAGCCUCGGAUGUGUCUUAGCGGUAUUACAUGUUAUAAUGAUACUUGUUUAUAUCAGCACCCGGAUGGUCGGAGUGUUUGUGCUGACAAAGCACAAUAUACUAAUUCUGGUUGUACUGCAAACCAUCCACCUUGCCCCAAAGAAUGUCGUCAUGGAAAUCAAUGCAACAAUACUAGUUGUAAAUUUCUUCAUCCGAAACGAACAGAUACUGCGUCUUCUACACCGUUCAUUAAUCAAAAAGUUGUACCUCAGCCUGCAAAGGGACCAGUACAAGAGAUAGUUGAAUUGAACGGUGCUCAGUAUAAUUUUCUUGAAUUUUUCGGCGACAAAAUUCUUAAUAUUAUUUGCAACCAACCAGGUAUUAAAGAUAUGAAAAUCAAAGAUGGUAAACUUCAAUUGACAGGUGAUAGUUCAGUAAUUGCAAAUAUGAAAUAUUAUCUAAAAGAAACACUUCAUGAGCAAUAUGCGACGAUCACCUUUAGCUUGAAAAAAUAUUUACAGACAAAAUGCAAACGACCUUUAUUGAAGCAUUUUUCACAAAAAUAUUCUGUGGGAAUUUUCUUCUCUCAAACAUCAUCAAACACUUCUGUGGAUACGAUUCGUGUUUAUGAUCAAAAUGAUAAUGAUCGUGAUGAUAAUCAGUUCGAAGACGAUGAUGAUUAUGAUGAUUCCAAAAGUGAUAUAUCGAAUGCAUCAUCAAAUAUAUCAACUAAAUCUGGCAAUUCUAGACCUCCUUAUACUGGCGCUCGUAGAUCUAUACAAGUAAUAUUAUGCAAUGAUUCAGAAGAGUUAUUAUCUAAAGCUACAAAAGAAUUACAAAACUAUUCUUUGCACAAACAAUCAUGGACAUUGACACAAGAUGAAAUUACUUGGAUUUUAAGUCAAUCACGAAAUGAAAAAUCUUUUCCACAAAAAUAUAAUCCAAUUCGUGAACAAUGUUUUCAAAUCAAAAACUAUCUUACUAGUCUCACUCAGUCUGGUACAAAUUCUAUCGUACAAAUUUUUAUAAAUUAUACAAAUGGUGUGUGGCAUGUCAUCGUAAGAGGAUUCCAAGAUCAUGUUAAAAAUGCUGUGCCGAAAAUAAAAAAUUGGCUAGAUGAUAAUGUUAAGGCUGAAAUACAACUUCCUAUAUCAAAAGUGAUGGCAAUUUUCCUUAGAACAAAAGCUUUAUCGGAUAUUAAAAAACUAGAAAAAACGCAUUGUAUAAAGAUAACAGUUCCAUUUUCAUCAUCUCAUCGUAAACAUAAAAAUGAUGAACAAGAUGAUAGUGAUCAUGAUUAUGUAAACCUGACUGGUUCUACCUCACGCAUUACUCUUGCUCAAACACAUGUUGAAGAUUUUCUUGAAAGUUUAUUCGAACAAGAAAAACAUUUUCCUUGUCAAACUUGGGAUGUUUCUAGGAAUAUUUGUGAUAUUGUUCGUAUGCGUCUAAAAAAACUUCAAGAUUCAGAUGAUUGUGAAGCAAUAGGAUGGGUCAAACAGUAUACACCACUCGAGCGAAGAGAAACAAAACCAAAAAUUACCAUAUCAAUAGUUGGUUUAAAUGAAGAAGCAGUUGAUGAUGUCACUGAACAAUGUCAAGAUAUUGUUGAAGGAUAUACGGUUUGGAAACCAUCUGGAGAAGAUUACCGAGCAAUGGUUAACGCAUUACUCGUGAAAAAAAUACCGUCACUCAAUGAAUUUUGCCGACAAUGGGAUGCUGAAAUACAACUGAAUCGAGAUACGAGCACAAUUACUAUUCCUGCACGGUCAAAAAUGAUCGCAGAGGAAAUUAAAGAAGCAUUGUUAAGUUUGAGAGAAGAAAAGAAAAUUCGAGUGGAACGUAUUUCUGAAUUCAUUCGUAUUCCAUUAAAUAUUCGUCGAUUUGUUGAUCAAAACAUCGGUUCUUUACUCGAUGAAGCGAAAUAUCAGAAAAUUUUUGUCGAAUCGAAAAAUCCUCAUGGAUUGACAUUACAUGGUCCUUCUGAAAUUAUCAUUAAAUUCAAACAAACGAUCAAUUCUAUUAUCAAUAAUAUUCAAACAAAGAUCAUUCCAUAUCGUUUACAAUUAACAUCGAUCGAAUCAGAUUUUAUGCGAACCCAUGCCUAUGAGCUAAUAAAAUGUAUUGAACGUGAAACAAAUACUAAUAUUCGAGAUGUUAACGCUGAGAAGAUUCAUUCUUCAUCCAAUAAGAAUGAUGAUAAUACGAACGCGACUAUCACAGCCGUUGUAAAUAAUCGUGGUCAAACGAUUGCCAUAGAGAAAGGUGAUAUUACAAAGGCACAGAAUGUUGAUGCUAUUGUAAAUGCAGCAAAUGGAACAUUACGUCAUGCAGGUGGUGUAGAUAAAGCAAUUGCUGGUGCCGCCGGUUCAGCAUUAGAUGAAGAAUGUAAACAAUUAAUUGCUAAAAAUAAUGGCUUACCUAUUCCUGCAGGUAAAGCAGUGAAGACAACAGCUGGUCGUCUUCAUUUUAAAUGUAUUAUUCAUGCAAUUGGUCCUCAGUACAUUGAUGGGAAUCAACAAGAACGUUCAUUAUUAUUUUCUUGUGUCUUAAAAUGUUUACAACUUGCUGAAAAUGAAGGUUUUGUAAGUGUUGCCUUACCAGCAAUUAGUGGUAAAACUUAUGGUUUUCCAUUGGCUGAUUGUACAAAUAUUGUGGUUCGUGCAAUAAAACAAUUCUUUGCUGAUUAUCCACAAUCAAAGCUAAAAAAAAUUAUUUUAUUAGACAUAGAUGAUACAGCAUGUAAUUCAUUUGCACGUGAAGUUUCGAUUAAUCAUAAUAAUACAGUCUUAGACAAUGAUGAUGAUAUUGUAGACUGUGAAUUACCUCCGUUAACGGCUAAAUGGUGUUGGCAAGCUGACAGUUAUGAACAAACAUAUAAUGAUAAUGAUAUACGUCGAAUCGAAAAUGCAUUUCAGCAGUAUUUAAAAGAUUCUCGUUCAUCUGAAUUAAUGAUUGCUGUUGAUACUUCUGAGAGUGGUGCUACUAUUGAUUAUAGUAUUCAUUUUCUUUCUCAUGUAAAGACAUUAGUAGCAAACAAUCCUAAUACACUCAAUUCUCGACUCGUAUGCGGAUUCCAAAUGAGAAAGGAUACUCGCUUUACAAGAGAUCUUAUUCGCCAUCCAGUAGUAUUAGUACAACAGCAACAACAAAACAAAGGAAAAUCUGUUAUUUAUCGUCCAAAACCAUUGGAUUCAUAUGAUACACAAAUAAUUAUUACCAAAGAGUGUUGGGAUAUUACUGGCAUCACCAAAGCAACAGUUGAUCAAGCACAGAAAGCGAUUAGAUCAGCCAUCGAUUCAACGACGAUUUCAGAAUCUUUCUCUAUAAAUUUAGACCAAAAUCUGGAUGAUCAUAGGAUGGUACUUAGUCAAAUUGUAGCUCAACAGCAUAUUAAAAUUGAUUUUCAACAAGAAUCUACAGGACAACUAUCAAUGAUAUUAAAAGGUUUGAAACCAAAUGUACAAGAAGCAAAAUUGCGAAUUGCUUUAUACGCUCAAGAUAUUUUGAAAAUACAGGUAGAGAAUGAUGAUGAAUUGCGCAUACCGAAAGAAUGGGGUGAUCAAAAAGAAGGAUGUAAUUUAGUGGAUAUUCCUAAAAAUGAUCCUAAUUUUGUUCGUAUUGAAAAUCGUAUAAAAGAAACUAUGCCUAAUAUAAAAAUUGAUAAAAUCGAACGAAUACAAAAUGUACGUUUAUGGAAUCAUUACGCAAUUCGUCGUCGAGAACUUAAAAAAGAAUUACGUGCUAUGCCUAAUUUACAAAUUGAAUUAGAACUAUUUCAUGGAACAAGAACUACACCACCUAGUGAAGUUUACAAUGGCGAUUAUGGUUUCGAUAUGACAUUUACCUCCAGUGGAUUGUGGGGAAUUGGUAUCUAUUUUGCCAAAAAUGCAUCAUAUUCUUGUGAGAGCUAUGUUUAUACUUUACCAAAUGGAAAAAAGCAAGUGUUUCUUGCUCAAGUUCUAACAGGAGAUGUAUAUGAUUGCAAGAGUGAUACAUCUUUACGUCGACCUCCAAAGAAAAAUGAGAAAGUUUCAAAUCUACGAUAUAAUAGUGUGUCAGGUGAUACAGGAGGUAGUAAAGUUUAUAUUGUCUAUGAAAAUCGUGUGGUUUAUCCAACUUAUUUAAUUACUUUUAUUCCAUAA